UCCGGGUUGAGAGGCUGCGCUGGACCCGAGCUGUGGCUGCUGAGCCCGCGGGGCACCUCUUCCCUUCUCCGGUACCGCCUACCCUGCCUGUGCGGGCUUCGUCCAGUGCCAGUCCCUCGGAGCUGCCCCAGACAUCGUCUCCCGCUCUCAGCCGCCCCCUGACUCCCAGGCCCCCCUCUCCGCCGCCCCUGGCGCCAUGGCGUGCAGCCUCAAGGACGAGCUGCUGUGCUCCAUCUGCCUGAGCAUCUACCAGGACCCGGUGAGCCUGGGCUGCGAGCACUACUUCUGCCGCCGCUGCAUCACCGAGCACUGGGUGCGGCAGGAGGCGCAGGGCGCCCGUGAUUGCCCCGAGUGCCGGCGCACGUUCGCCGAGCCCGCGCUCGCGCCCAGCCUCAAGCUGGCCAACAUCGUGGAGCGCUACAGCGCCUUCCCGCUGGACGCCAUCCUCAACGCGCGCCGAGCCGCGCGACCCUGCCAGGCACACGACAAGGUCAAGCUCUUCUGCCUCACGGACCGCGCGCUGCUCUGCUUCUUCUGCGACGAGCCUGCGCUGCACGAGCAGCAUCAGGUCACCGGCAUCGACGAUGCCUUCGAGGAGUUGCAGAGGGAGCUGAAGGAGCAGCUUCAGGGCCUUCAGGACAGCGAGCGGGAGCACACGGAGGCGCUACAGCUGCUCAAGCGACAGCUGGCGGAGACCAAGUCUUCCACCAAGAGCCUGCGGACCACCAUCGGCGAAGCCUUCGAGCGCCUGCACCGGCUGCUGCGUGAGAGGCAGAAGGCCAUGCUGGAGGAGCUAGAGGCAGACACAGCCCGCACUCUGACUGACAUCGAGCAGAAAGUCCAGCGCUACAGCCAGCAGCUACGCAAGGUGCAGGAGGGGGCGCAGAUCCUGCAGGAGCGGCUGGCCGAAACCGACCGCCACAUCUUCCUGGCUGGGGUGGCCUCCCUGUCCGAGCGACUCAAGGGGAAAAUCCAUGAGACCAACCUCACCUACGAAGACUUCCCAACCUCCAAGUAUACGGGCCCCCUGCAGUACACUAUCUGGAAGUCCCUUUUCCAGGACAUCCACCCAGUGCCAGCCGCGCUGACCCUGGACCCAGGCACUGCUCACCAGCGCCUGAUCCUGUCGGAUGACUGCACCAUUGUGGCCUACGGCAACCUGCACCCCCAGCCACUGCAGGACUCGCCCAAGCGCUUCGAUGUGGAGGUGUCGGUGCUGGGCUCUGAAGCGUUCAGUAGCGGUGUCCACUACUGGGAGGUGGUGGUGGCCGAGAAAACCCAGUGGGUGAUCGGGCUGGCGCAUGAAGCCGCGAGCCGCAAGGGCAGCAUCCAGAUCCAGCCCAGCCGCGGCUUCUACUGCAUCGUCAUGCACGACGGCAACCAGUACAGCGCCUGCACCGAGCCCUGGACGCGGCUCAACGUCCGGGACCGGCUCGACAAGGUGGGCGUCUUCCUGGACUACGACCAGGGCCUGCUCAUCUUCUACAACGCCGACGACAUGUCCUGGCUGUACACCUUCCGCGAGAAGUUCCCGGGCAAGCUAUGCUCCUAUUUCAGCCCUGGCCAGAGCCACGCCAACGGCAAGAACGUCCAGCCACUGCGGAUCAACACUGUCCGAAUCUAGUCCAGGCGCGGGGACCGCACUGCCACCAGCGAGAGCCCCGCGCAGGAGGUGGGAGACUGGGACGCUGGCCCAGGCUGGCCACCCUGAGGCCUCGGGCCAGUUGUUCACCCGGCAGCCUCCUUUUCCCUGUCUGUAAGAUGGAGUUUGUGCCCCUUGAAUCCUGAACUGUCUUCCAGUGUUGGUGUCCUGGAGCUAUGACCUUGGUGGGGAUACAGCUUUGGUUCAAGGAUGUGACAUGGCUUCUCCUCAGGGCAACCCCUGCCUGACCCUCAUCCCCAUCCUCUCAGGGGCAGGAUGAGGGUCUCCCUGUGUCUCUCUCCCGCCUAGCUGCCCUCAGGAAGUGUCACAUUUUGGCCAGUGGUGGGCGUCGGGAAGAUCCACAGAGCCCUCUCAUGCCCCCUGGCCUAAGACCUGCAUCUGCCUGAACUAGCAAUGGGCCCCUUUACUCUCGGCCCCAACCCACAGUGGACACAGGUGUAGCUGCUCCUAGAGCUGUCUGAGAACCACCCUCUCUAGCCACCCCAUCCCAAGAACUUUUCCCAUGAAUCUGCAAGUCAAUGGUGGUGCUGGGCCUGUGGAAGGCAGCCGGUAGUCAGGACCACGUAUUGUAGUCACUGUGCCACCACCUCCUGCCCACAGACCUAAGGACAGGAUGAGGGGACAUCUGAGGAUGGUGCAGAGCCCAUCGGCCUAAAGCCACCUGCAAAACAAUCUUAGUGGGUGAUCAAGGUCCCCAGAAGCUCUGGACAGGGGUCCAGCUGGCCCUCUCAGCCAGGCCUCAUGACCUCUCAGGGUAUGGGAAGGCUUCUGGGAACAGUUAUAAUUAGAACCGAAGUCCUGGGAGGAACUGUUGGCUGGGACCCUUGUCAGACUUGGCAUCCAUCUCAGUUAGGAUCUUGUUGCAGAAAGCAAGAGCUACAUUAGCUGACUUAAUUAGACAAGGAUUUAUUACCUGGUCCCCAGUGGCUUGCAAAAUCCUUAGAAGGGCUGGAAGAGCAGACUCUGCUGAAUUUCCAAGAACAGCUCCCAGCCACAAAUUCAUCAUGUCUGUUGUGACUGGGAAGGCUGCUCCCAUCUGCAGGAAGCCCUUGCAUCAAAGAUCUGACUGCGGAACUGUGCUCCCUCUGCCCCAUCCAUGGCAGCAGAUAGAUGUCCUGGGGCCUGCCUAUCUCCCACUUAACUCAGUGCCCAAAGCCAAAUCUCUACAAGUGACUCUGUUAGGGGAAACUUGAGUCAGAUCCAGAGCCUUGGCUAUGAUGGAGUCUGGGAAAUGUAAUUUUCACCUUUCCAGCAUCAAUCAUACAAAAAGGCCCAUGAGAAGGAAGGUAGAAUGGAUGUUUAACAAGCCUAUCUGCAUUUGUUAACACAGAAUCAACUGUGGAAAACUCAGGACAGAGUGGAGAAGCAUCAGAGUUUCGAGGUGUCCUGCCCCGUGCCCCGUCCCUGCUUAGAGGCGAGAACCCAAGGAGUGGACAGCAAGACUGAGCCAAAUAUCUCCCCUGUGGCUUUUCCUUCUAGUCAUGGGGCCUCUGAACACACCAUCCUGAAGGAGCAAGAAGGGCUGAACUUGGUGAUCUCAUUCACAACUGCUGCCCACCGGGGCCUCCCUGAGCAAGAAGAACCCUCAGUCCCCACCCUACCCCUUCAACUACCAGAAUUUGGACCACCCCAGCAGUAUUUUUAUUUAAAAUGUUUUCCAUUUUGUGAGUUAUGAUCACUUUGUAUUAAAUUAAAGGUACA
This is a messenger RNA of Nycticebus coucang (slow loris), 3364 nucleotides long. It is a transcript of the gene TRIM62, whose product is annotated as tripartite motif containing 62. NCBI's taxonomy places the organism in Eukaryota, Metazoa, Chordata, Mammalia, Primates, Lorisidae. Gene Ontology annotation, molecular function: zinc ion binding; protein binding. The transcript has 6 exons. The coding region runs from base 197 to 1624 and encodes 475 amino acids. Gene Ontology annotation, biological process: positive regulation of canonical NF-kappaB signal transduction; innate immune response. The record is from RefSeq and is a predicted model, not a curated record.